AUGGCUCAUAAGGCCAAAAAAGAAGCGGCCAGGGCGGCGAGCGAGAAGAGAGCAACCGCCUAUCCUCGAGCACCCUACCCUCCAGCAGCUGACCCCCAGCCUAACCCACGAGAGCCGCAGACACACCCCCGUAGGCAGUCAAGGCAGCAGGACCUCGAGCGCGCCAUCCAGAUGGCUAAUGCCGAAUAUGUUCGGCAGGGCCAGUCGGCAGAAGCCAGGGCGCAGGAGGAGGGUCGCUUCCGCCGACAAAUGCUGGAGCAAAACCAGCGGCACCACGAGGUCCAUAUGGACGUCCUGCGCCGGCAACAUACCGUCCAUAUGGAGGUCCUGUGGCAGCAACAUGCUGUCCACAUGGAGGGACUGCAACAGCUGAGGGAGGUGGUUGGCAGCAUGCGCGACGUUCAGCAGCAGCGGCUUGCAGUGGAAUGGCGCUCACAGGAGACGAACCAGCGUCUCCUGCAGCUGCUGCUGGCUGCACCGGCCCAUGGUGGCGGCCAUACCUUGCGGAAUGGGGUCGCCAUUACGGAAGAGCUCACUACUACUGCUGCUGCUGCUGUCGCCCGAUUCUAUGUCGCCCUCAGAAAGGCGAAGGUUGUGCAACACAGCACAUGCCCCGACAAUGUUGGCUGUAGGUUCCGGCUCGUAGAGGAGGGUGCGAUAUCGCUGAAGGCAGCGGAAACGGCUCUUUAA
Molecule: messenger RNA, 690 nt
Organism: Dermacentor albipictus
Lineage: Eukaryota; Metazoa; Arthropoda; Arachnida; Ixodida; Ixodidae
Source: RefSeq, a predicted model, not a curated record